AGCUCCUCCCUGCACAGCCCUCCUGUCCCGGAAGAGGGAAGCAGCUUCGCAGAGAGAGAGAGAGAGGCGAAAUGUUUGUUGACAGCAGCAGAAAUCUUCUGAAUCAGACUGCUGGCAAGUUUUAGCCCACUUUCUGUCCCAUUAAACCCAUCCAGCAUCGCUCUCUGGCAUUCUGAUCUCGCAUGAACUCUCAAGGUAUGGAAUAUGGCAACGACUGAAACGCAGCUUAUGUUAAGCGUGGGAUUAAUCGAGAAAGAUGUGAAUGGAGACACUUUGUGGGUGUGGUGCUAUCCAUCUGUGGGCGACGAACUAAGGGAAGUCCUGCUCAGCAAGUGCUGCCUGACACACGAUGGCCGUGACUUUCACACUUUUGUGUUUGGUCAGUUCUCCCGUACCUGGUAUUACAUUACUACAAUGGAAGUACAGGAGCCGACAGCACUAAACAAGGUCACUCAUUUUUCAGUAGUUGUUACAGCAAAAGACUUCAACCCUGAGAAAUAUGCUGCACUCAGUAGAAUACUCUGCAGGAUGUAUGUCAAACACGGAAGUCCGGUGAAAAUGAUGGAAGCCUACAUCACCGUCCUCACCAAAGGAAUCUGUCAGAGCGACGAAAACGGCUCGUUUCUCAUUAAGGACUACGAUGUUCGGAAAGCCUACUUGGCAGGUUCAGUCAAAGAUGUGGUGUCUCAGUUCGGGAUGGAGACCAUCAUCCUGUAUACAGCCUUGAUGCUGAAGAAGCGGAUUGUUGUCCAUCACCCUCGGAUUGAGGCGUUGCUGGAGUUCACGAGAGUUCUGCCGGCUCUCGUGUGGCACAGGAAAGACUGGUCCAUCCUCCACCCGUACGUCCACCUGAGUGAUGCUGAACUGGAGGAUUUAAAGAAAUGCCCCGGAUACAUAGCAGGGUUUGUAAAUCCGGAAGUGAGCAACAGAACGGAUUUGUUUGAUGUGUUUGUGAACCUCCCAGACAGCACCAUCACAGUAUCCCAGAGUGCUAAAGAAGCCAUGGCUAUGGGGAAGUUGCACAAGGACAUCGGCCAACUCAUCGUGCAGUCUGCGGAGGACGCAGAGAAGUCAGACAGUCAGGUGAUCAAGGACAUUUCUGUCAAGACUAAAGAGAUCCUCGCUAACCUGGUUGCUCUUGCUGAUGAGUGUGAAGACUCUAAAAUCACACUGGAAGGUUUAAAGCGGCGUCAUUUCCCUCCAGCGACGGAGAACUUCCUCUUUCAUUUGGCAGCUGCAGAGCAGCUCUUGAGGAUAUAAAGCUGUUUUCAAACACUCUACUGCAGGUUACCAUCCGCAGCAUGGACUCACUGUUGGGAUCAUUACGGUUUUUUUUUUGUUUUUUGUUUUUUUAAAUGGCACACUGUUAAUACAAGGAAGAAAAGUGUCCCUAGCAUCAGAUUUUAUGGUGCACUGCUUAUCUAAUACAUCAGGGGACUCACACACCAAUAAUGGGAGCAAUGAAAGGAUUAGUUUGGUGAUAAUUAAUGUUUUUUUAGCAGAAACUAAAUUAAUCUACAGCUCGAGUUAUUAAAAAUAUCAACACACAAUGUGAACAGACUGGCUGCUGCCUGAGGUGUAGACCUCAGUGCACAGCUGCUUGAGUUUUUGUGUAAUCUGAAACGAUGGUCUUUAUGUGGGAUUUGCUGAAAAUGUAAAACAAUGCAAGUUUUAUCCCUUAACAGUAACAGGUAUGAGGGGAAAAGCGCCGCAGCUGUUGACUUGGAGUUUGUAGAGCAGAAACAACGAGCAGUGAUUUUCCAUCAGAGCGUUUUCCCACACGUUGGCUUCCUGUUCACGGUGCAACGCAGCAACUCCAAACGUCACAAAGCUUGUUCGUGGCUGGGUACUCACUUUGUACUGUCACAUGUGUGUGCAGGUUUUGCAAUUACUGAUUUAGCUGAUAGAAACUUUGCUGUGCGGGGAAAUCAGAUUACAAGUGUAGCAGACACUGCACAACUUGUAGAUUCUUUUUGUCUUUUAAAGGAAUGUCACAUUUUCUAUUUUGCUAACAGCAUUAGCGCCGCGCACAGCUGAAACAGAAGUAAACUGUUGUGCGGUGGGGAAUUUUCAGAGUUGUACUAACAGCUUCCACUUCAGUCUUGAGCUGAUUAAAUAACGAUUAAUGCUUCCAUGCCCACACUGACUCACUUGUAUUUAAUUACACGUCUUAUUUUCCAAGCUGUUUUUUUUUCUCCACUCUUCUAAAUCAGUGUCGUUAGCUCCAUUGUUGUACGGUUGAAUCCAUUUUUCACCACAUUGCAGUAUUUCAGGUGACGGUAACACAUAGGCUCAUGCAACUUUGAAAAUAUAUUUUCAUGAAAAUGUGUAAUAUUUGCUAUAUCUAUAAAUCCAACUAAUACUCAAAGUGAAAUAAAUUUCUAUCAGAAAGUAAACUGUUGCUUUAAAUAAACUCUUUAUUUUGG
Haplochromis burtoni (Burton's mouthbrooder) is the source of this 2426-nucleotide messenger RNA. It is a transcript of the gene dennd10, whose product is annotated as DENN domain containing 10. Gene Ontology annotation, biological process: protein transport; regulation of early endosome to late endosome transport. Gene Ontology annotation, cellular component: late endosome. Gene Ontology annotation, molecular function: small GTPase binding; guanyl-nucleotide exchange factor activity. The coding region runs from base 205 to 1260 and encodes 351 amino acids. The record is from RefSeq and is a predicted model, not a curated record. NCBI's taxonomy places the organism in Eukaryota, Metazoa, Chordata, Actinopteri, Cichliformes, Cichlidae. The transcript has 10 exons.